AUGGAGCAGGACGUAACAAGGCAGGACCUCGCUGGUAUCAACCACUGGACAGCACUGAAAACAUCUAGCCAUUUAACAGGCAAAUGCGAAAUCUAUAAACCAGUAAUGGAAAUUAAAGGACAAAUGAUUCAUGUGCCAGAAUCAAAUUCAAUUUUGUUUCUGGGUUCCCCCUGUGUGGACAAGCUGGAUGAAUUGAUGGGCCGAGGCCUCCAUCUUUCGGACAUACCUAUCCAUGAUGCUACUCGUGAUGUCAUAUUGGUUGGGGAGCAAGCAAAGGCACAGGAUGGCUUGAAAAAACGAAUGGAUAAGUUGAAGGCAACGCUAGAAUGCACACACCAAGCCCUGGAAGAGGAGAAAAAGAAAACAGUAGAUCUCCUUAUUUCUAUUUUCCCUGAAGAAGUGGCUCAGCAGUUGUGGCAGGGGCAGCAGGUUCAAGCCAGGAAGUUUGAUGAUGUCACCAUGCUCUUCUCGGACAUUGUUGGCUUCACUGCCAUCUGUGCGCAGUGCACGCCCAUGCAGGUCAUCAGCAUGCUGAAUGAACUCUACACGCGGUUUGACCAUCAGUGUGGAUUCCUGGAUAUCUACAAG
Messenger RNA from Phaethon lepturus (White-tailed tropicbird), 588 nucleotides. Its product is annotated as guanylate cyclase soluble subunit alpha-2-like. The transcript has 2 exons. The annotation marks the transcript as partial. Gene Ontology annotation, cellular component: guanylate cyclase complex, soluble. Gene Ontology annotation, biological process: cGMP biosynthetic process; response to oxygen levels. The record is from RefSeq and is a predicted model, not a curated record. Gene Ontology annotation, molecular function: guanylate cyclase activity. NCBI's taxonomy places the organism in Eukaryota, Metazoa, Chordata, Aves, Phaethontiformes, Phaethontidae.